This is a messenger RNA of Balearica regulorum gibbericeps (East African grey crowned-crane), 291 nucleotides long. NCBI's taxonomy places the organism in Eukaryota, Metazoa, Chordata, Aves, Gruiformes, Gruidae. The record is from RefSeq and is a predicted model, not a curated record.
CCCACGGAGACUGAACGCUGCAUCGAGUCCCUGCUCGCCGUCUUCCAGCGGUACGCGGGACGCGAUGGGAACAACUGCACGCUCUCCAAGAGGGAGUUCCUGGCCUUCAUGAACACCGAGCUGGCUGCCUUCACGAAGAAUCAGAAGGACCCAGGUGUCGUGGACAGGAUGAUGAAGAAACUCGAUUUGAACAGCGACGGGCAGUUAGAUUUCCAGGAGUUCCUGAACCUCAUCGGGGGCAUUGCAGUUGCCUGCCACAACACCCUGGUUGUUAACACCCCUUCCCCUUAG